Molecule: messenger RNA, 2011 nt
Organism: Vespula pensylvanica (western yellowjacket)
Lineage: Eukaryota; Metazoa; Arthropoda; Insecta; Hymenoptera; Vespidae
Product: protein lifeguard 3-like
Exons: 7
Coding region: 680-1585 (301 amino acids)
Cellular component (GO): membrane
Source: RefSeq, a predicted model, not a curated record
CACAUUUUUUUUAAUAAUAUCAUAAAUAUAUUUAUAUAAGAUUAUUUAUGACAAUGUUACGGAAUUAUUAUUAUAAUAUACGUACAUUGCUUGUUAUGAUAGAAUUAUUUCAGUAUUUUAUUUAAAAAAUGAAAAGAAAGUUAACUCCUUUUGAUUUCUAUGCAAAAAUUUAAAUAUAGAUAUCUAGUAUUGUUCUAAGAUACUUCUGUUGAAGCAUUCUCUAAAAAUAAUAAAAGAUUAAUAUAACUAUAGAAUUAUAUAACUAAUAAAAAGAUAUAGAGAGAAAACAUUUUAUUUAAUCUUAUAAAUUUUUUUUCAUUGCUUCUGAAUAAAUUAUAUAUUAUUUUUAGAUAUGUAUACAUAUGUAAUAUGAAAGUAUCCUGACAUUGAAAAUACAACAGUAGUUAACAAAUCUAUAAAAGUGCAACUUCAUUUAACAUAAAUCGUCAUUUGUUCAUUUGUCAAAUAUAUAUUUAUAUAUUUAUUUAUUUUAAAAUAUCUCUUAUAUACUUUUUAACUCAAUUUUUAUGCAUAUUACAAAAAUACGUUGUAGAAUAUCAAUAAACAUUAUCAUAAUAUUGGCAUCGGCAAAAAAUAAAUCGAUUAAAGUUACAAUACUCGAAUAAUAAUCUUGAAUGAAAAAAAUUUUUGUAACAUAAGAUUUUAUACAUUAGACUAAAUGCAAUCAACUGAAACCAAUGAACCACCAAUUGAAAAUAUUAUACAAGGACCACCACAGUUGCCCCCUUUAUUUAAAGGGCAAAAAAUACAAAGUGGUCCAUAUAUCAUUACUGUAACAGAUGAUAUGGUAGCACAGAGGGAAAGGCAAAAUCAAGAAUUAUAUAGAGCAUGGUUACAUGAGCAAAGAAGAAGAGAAAUGGGUGACGAAGAAGAAUAUAUGGGAGAUUUUAAAGAUUUGAAAGUGAGAAGGAGCUUCAUCAGGAAAAUUUUUUGCAUAUUGGGCAUGCAACUUUUAUUUACAACAGCUGUUGUAGCAUUUUUUAUAUUUGUACCUGCUGCACAAGAAUUUAUGUUAGUUAAUUGGUUUCUUUGGCUGCUAGCUUUAAUAAUCUUUACGGUCACAUACUGCGCUAUAGCAUUUUCUGACUGCGCAAGACGUCAAGCACCAAAUAACUACCUCUGUCUUUGUUUGCUGACAAUGGCUAUGUCAUAUUUGGCUGCCUUUGUUUCUGUAUUUUAUGCUCUAGAAGUUGUUCUUGUAGCAUUAGCUAUGACAUCGAUUGUAACUAUCACACUUAGUUUUAUAGCUACAUUUACUAAGUUUGAUUUAACCAUGCGAACAGGAUUGAUAACAAUAAUUGGAUUAGUUGGAAUUGUAGCUCUUUUUGCAAUGGUGAUAGUAUCGAUGUUUAUGUAUAUAAAAACAUUGCAUCUAAUGAUAGCCAUUAUAGGAACUCUUCUUAUAUCAAUGUAUCUAUUUUUUGACGUACAAACAAUAAUGGGUGGACGAAGAAUAGAAUUAAAUCCAGACGAAGUUGUUUAUGCAACUACUCAAAUUUAUGUUGAUAUCAUUUUACUGUAUCAGUACAUCCUUUUGUUGGUAGGUUUAUUCCACGAUGGAUAAAUACAGCAAAUUUAUUAUAUUUCGUAUUUAUAUAUGUGUUAUUUUAUUAAACGAAGUAACGAAUUUUGUUUGAAUUAUAAAAAUCAAAUUAUUUAACUAUUUCAGGAUUUACAUAGCACAUUAUGAUAUAUGAUAAAUACAUAGUCUAAUUAAAAAUGUAUAUUCAUUAUUAACAAAUAUGUAUAGCGUAAGAAAAUGCAAUAAAAAUCGAAAAAGAUUUUUGAAUAAACCGCUCGAAAUCGAGUGGUCCUAGUAUAUAUAUCGAUUAUAUCGAUGAAUCCAUAGAUCGAUUUUAUCGAUUGCAAUUGGUUAUUAGAGAAUCGCAAUUUGACUUUAUUCUAUUUCAAGGUGAUCUUGUGAAAGUAACCCAUUGUUGGCCUAGUAGAAUUAACCGCGAAACGCGAACCUUUUAAACGAAUAUCGGUC